UCGCCCGAGGAUUCUAGAGCAAUGGGGAAAUCGCGGGUCGUGAUCCUUAAGGUGGGGAGGCCUCUCGGUGUGCCCUACAAAUCGUGAACACAAUGAAUGCAGCAUGUGUGCGAGGUCGAGAUCAAAGUCACGUUGUCACAUUGUCACGCAUCGAUUUUCACUUGCGGCUUUCGAUAGAGGGAAGACAGAGCGGGCCAUACUCAGGCCCGUCUUUGCUCAAACAGAGGACUCUAAAUAUCGAGGAAUGCGACGCGGAUCAGCUCAGUGCGGAACGGAUGAAUGGGAAGUCGAUGAUGACUGUCAAGGGAAGCAUCGCAGCUGAGCUUCGUGAUGGAGGGCGGGCUGCCAUCCCAAGUCAACAUCUGUCCAUCCAGCUAUAAAACCCAGCGAUCGACAUCUCACCACCGCCCAUGAUGAUGCCCAUCAUGCCACCCGCAUGCGUCCGGGGCCUCCUCCUCCCCACCCUCCUUGUGCUGUCCCUUUCCGCGUCCGUGUCCGGCAACCCAGUCACCCUCUACGACGUCACGUUCUCCGGCAUCCCGGCCGUUACCGAAGUCAGUGAUGCCGCCUUCACCAUUCUCUCACUCUCCGUCGGGGGCGUGGUCACGGACGCAUCCGCAGUGCAGGGGACGACGUACGUUGAAGUCGACGGCCCACCGACGCCGACGUCCGUGACCGUCGACGGCACAGUCUUCGGGCUGGGCACCAAGACGCGUGCGUGUUUCAUCUUAUCAUCUUAUCGCACGGAGCGUCCUGCAACGCGGCGCGCUGCCCUGCGUGUGGCAAGUCUGACCGAACCCGCAGGUACCUUCAUCGAGGGACCCACCGGGAUCGUCGAGCCCGACAACCUCGGGCCGGGCUUCUCCGCGGAGAACAGCUGCAGCUGGGCGACGGCGGCAUCCGGGGCGCCCGUAGUAUGCCAGGGCGUGGUCUGGGAAACGGGUGUCGAGUCGACGGUGACGGUGCUGACGGGCGCACUCGUCCCCGCCGUCACGCUGUCGGACAGUAGCGCCAGCACUGCGAGCACGACGAGUGCCGUCGGUGCGGCACCGACCAAUACGGCAAAAACGGGAGCUGCUGCGCGACUGCAUGUUGGAGGACGUGGCAUGGGAGCGAGCUGGGGCAUGGCGUUGCUUGGGCUGCUUGCUGCUUCGGGGAUGUUCAUCGCUUAGGGAUUGCUCAUGUCUGUUCUUGAAUCCCAGCCUAUCUCCUUUGUCUAGGAUUUCAGUCCGCCGAUCUGUUGCGAAGCACCGCUGUGCCUAUGGCCUCCGGUAUGUGCUUUUCAUAGACUCUGGCAUCGAGCCAGAGUCGCUUCCUGUUCUCACUCGACGCCAUGCCAUGGUGGGAGUCAGGACAAGCUCGUAGAUGGACGCUAACAUGUGCAAUGUCUCGUAUUGGCGCUCGUGAGCGGCUGCACUCAUCGACCACCUCUCCAGAACAAUUUCCAAGAAGCGGGCGAAACGACGUAAGACAAGGAACGGGACCGAGCUCAGCAAAGAUAAGAGAGCGAAAAUCUCGGCACAGCCACUGUGCUUCGCGAGAGAAUACAGAAACAUGAUCGGCGUGGAUAAUUGUAUACUGGAUCUGCGAGAGUCAGCUUGGAUCAUUUUCAGGCUCAUGCAGGCAUCGGCGAAGAAGAAAGCGGCUGGUACAGCAUACGAGGGCCUCAGACUCGAACAAUCGACGGCUCGCCUUGCUAGUCAUGGAACGGGGUACUACAUCCUCUCCGCCGAAUGCGCCUCGCCCAAGGCCAAGUGCUGUGCCUAAUGGAGAACAUCGAGACGAAGGCUCCAUGUCUUGGUCACCCGGCGAUACGUCUCCACCACCUCCGCUGGAGUUCCUCCGUCCGACUCCCUCCACUCCAUCGGGGAGCACCACCAGCUUGGCACAAGCCACCACCACCACUCACGCCCACCCCGGCGCCGCUUCUUAUCGCCACCACGUACAGCCAACCUGCCACCUAUGAUCCAGCCGCUGGGCACCGGUACCGGCCCAAGCGGCCGCCGCGCUCCUGCAGGAGGCUUCCAUUCGCCAUCCAAGAGCACGGAGUCGACACCCCGGAUCGCCGGACACGCGCAAUCCGAGUUAUGGCAAGUGGGCUAGCCGUUUCCAGAGCUAGAUGGGGUUGUGUACCCAGUGCAAAUAGAGGACCGCCAGAUGGGGGACCGCCAGAUGACGGAGGGUGCAGGAGAGGGGAAUCGUGACGUGAUCGGAGGUGAUCUACAGGACGGAGGAUUGAGGUGAGACGAAGCAGCAGAGGAGAGCAGAUGGAGAAAGGAAGGUCAAGAAAUUGCAGUUAGUGACCACCACUCGAGCUUGGAUUAAAAUUAGACUGGAUAGGCUCGCAUAGGCUAUCUUGUCAACUAGGUCUAGAGGCCAGGAAAGGCGAGAGCUGCGUCCGAAUUGGUCCCAAGCUCAUCUGUCGUUGUCCAUGGACAGGGACCAGGCAGAUGAGCAGGGACUAGACAGCCCUCGUGGAGCAGAGCACAGACACUAUCCGGGCCCCGUAGUGUAGCAGAGCACAGCCACAGCAGAGUCUA
Mycena citricolor is the source of this 2540-nucleotide messenger RNA. The record is from the annotation of a GenBank genome assembly. NCBI's taxonomy places the organism in Eukaryota, Fungi, Basidiomycota, Agaricomycetes, Agaricales, Mycenaceae.